Ectocarpus siliculosus is the source of this 942-nucleotide messenger RNA. The record is from the annotation of a GenBank genome assembly. Lineage: Eukaryota; Phaeophyceae; Ectocarpales; Ectocarpaceae.
AUGGAACUGCAAGGCGCGUGUCUUCUGUGCCUCUGCUAUAGAGACAAGGAGAGAGGGGGGGGGGGAGGGGGGAAGGGCCGUCGGCAGCCGCCCAAGCUGAAAUUGAAGGACUACACCGUGAGGCUGCCACGCGCAUCAAGGGACCAGGACAUGAAGCUUCUCCGCCGGGCGGCAAGGGACAUCGAGGGAGUCGGGGAAUCGGACCCGGUCUACCCGUUGACCGGACCUGCGUGCAUCACGAGGAAGGAAGCUGCCGCUGCGCUGCUAGCGCUGGGCGAAGAGCGCGACGACGCGAUGGUGGCGGCGGCGAAGGCGGCAGUAUCGGAGAGCGGCGAUUGCGGUGAAGGCGCCAGGAGCACCAUCGCAGACGGCUCGAUCCCCCUUGCGAUGGGCAUCAACCAGCCACUCCUGGCGGAAGCCGAAGCCGACGCCCGCUUGGCCAGCCCUGGCGUAAGCCGUAACCUCACCACGGAAGACCAACGGAGCUCGCUGCCACACCCCGCGCAGCUCUACCACGCCCAGGGCAAGCCGGACUCGAGCGACGAUGCCACCGGUGCCAUGUCGGCUGCUGCCAAGAUUGCCCCCGCUAGAGCCGGAGACGUGGCCGGGUUGGCGGCGGUGGCGGCGGCUAAGGUGUUCUCUCGUGGGGCGGCGGAGGGAGAACCGGUCUUGAAGAGAAGCUUGGCAACGGCCGUGGCCAACGACAUCGCCAACAGCAUGGAAGUGGCCGGCGGCGGGGGCAAGUGCAGCUUCGGGAAGCGGAAGAGGGGCCACGACGACAACGACGACGACGACGACAUGGUCGAUGGGAGUGGCUGCGUGGACGUCAACAAGGCGUCCGGCGAUGACGGCGCCAGCGAGCGUUGUGCUAAGCGCGUCCGGCAGGCGGCUGGCGGACAGUCCCGGCAACUCCGAGGGUCGCGUGACCGCAGCGGAAAGUAA